Messenger RNA from Echinococcus granulosus, 1602 nucleotides. RefSeq lists its product as hypothetical. Bases 1 to 1602 code for a protein of 533 amino acids. Lineage: Eukaryota; Metazoa; Platyhelminthes; Cestoda; Cyclophyllidea; Taeniidae. The transcript is spliced from 10 exons. Gene Ontology annotation, molecular function: hydrolase activity. The record is from RefSeq and is a predicted model, not a curated record.
AUGAAAAGAGUUGACACAUGGAAGAGCGUUUUCCUCCUCCUAUUGACACCUCAACUUCUUCGGUUGCAAGGUUUUGUUCAGGCCUAUCGACGUAUGAGUAUUGCAGUGAAUGGAUCUACGGUGAACCCCCACUACUGGUACCGCCAACCGCCUUCUGGUCUACCGUCCUGGUACUCCCGUAGUAGUACCACCUUUCGCAAUCACAAGGUCUUCCAGCUUCGCUUCCUUACCCAAUCAGAUGUCAGAUGCAAUGACGGAACAAGGGCAGGCUACUACGUCCGACGUUCAAAGGACCUAAAAUCACGAAAUUGGCUGAUCUACCUCGAGGGUGGGUGGUACUGCUUCGACGAGGCGACGUGCAUCUCUCGACAGAUCACGAAUCAUGCCCUCUUCUCCUCUCGCACCUGGCACAUGAUUCGGUACAUCGGUGGUGUGCUCUCCUGGGACGAUCGGAUUAAUCCCAAUUACCACAACUACAAUACAAUAUUCGUCCCUUACUGUUCCAGCGAUCUGUGGACUGGCAAGAAACGUGAAAGAACCGGAGGCUACUACUUUCAUGGAUCAAGAAUUCUAACUGCGGUUAUAGAUGAUUUACUCAGACAACCAGAGUUUACCAGAGUCGAUAAAGUCGUAUUUUCAGGCUCCAGCCUAUGGCAACCGCGAAUUCCAAGACGAUGUAGAAUGGCACAGGGGAAGAAGAACUUCUGGCAAUGCUACCUGGGGCCCGUAAUCUACUCCCACCUUCGAACACCUACCUUCAUCAUCCAAAGUCUCUUUGACGAAGCCCAAUUGCAAAUGAGUAGAGCCAUUCUCUUGACUGGUGGUUCCUACAACAAACUGGCCUACAUUCAGAAUUUAGGCAAAGCUGUUGCCAAGAGUCUCGACACUGUCCAGGGUGUCUUUGCACCUGCUUGCACAGACCAUGAGAUUCUUACCACCAACCAUUGGGCCCAACUAAUGGUGGAUUCGCAAAGCCUACAUGACACCCUCAUGGCAUGGGACGCUCACUUGACUCGGUGGCGUCGCUACCCCGACUGGUAUUUCCACCUCCAAUCACCCCGAUGUCCGUACCGAGGAGAGACGGGACAUUCAAGGUCACCUGAUUACUCCUUGCAGGGGACCCAUCAGCCUCAUCAACUGAACUCCUCGAUGAUCUUCCUCUCCAAGCUGGUAGCGGUGUUGAACCGUCCCAAGACAGACAAGUCGGCGAUGCGUGGAGGUCGAGAGCAUGCGACCCGCCGAAGCCCUCGUGAUCUACUUCGAACUCAUCCGCCUUUCCGUUUUCGCGUUGUUGACAGGUGCUCUCUAGACGUCGGUCCAGACGAUGAGGUUGUGGUCGUGGGCGAGAGCUUUAGUGCUGCAGUAUCAGGCAAUCUGGCGGCUGCAUGUGCAGGUCGAUCACACAUGACCCCGCUGUGCAAUCCCUCGUGUCGCACGCUCACGCAUCCCCACACCAUGGAGAGACUGAGUGUGGUCUCACUCUAUGAACUCUACGGUGUAGAUUCAGCCCAACUUGCCGCCAAUAUCGGGGUCUCUGUUACCCAGUUGAAGGCGCUACCUGUGAAAAUGCAAAUGCAGAUGCUCUUUUGCCUACCAGUCUAG